This is a messenger RNA of Quercus robur (English oak), 1062 nucleotides long. RefSeq names its product receptor-like protein 6. Lineage: Eukaryota; Viridiplantae; Streptophyta; Magnoliopsida; Fagales; Fagaceae. Bases 1 to 1062 code for a protein of 353 amino acids. The record is from RefSeq and is a predicted model, not a curated record. The transcript has a single exon. Gene Ontology annotation, molecular function: protein binding.
AUGGCCUUUAAUGACUUCAACAAUUCAAAUAUCCCAGUCGGAUUGGCCAAUCUUUCCAUGCUAAAACAUCUUAACCUCUCCAAUUCAUCAUUUUCUGGCCAAAUUCCAUCACAAAUUUCUGGACUGUCCAAUCUGGUUUCUCUUGAUCUAUCUUUCAAUAUUGAUUCAUCUUACCAAAGGUUGUUGAAACUCACAAGUCCCAAUUUCAGCAGCCUACUUCCAAACUUAACCCGCAUUGAAAAACUUCAUCUCAGUUAUGUUGACAUGUCAUCCACAGUUCCCUCAGUCUUAAACAAUUUAUCUUCUUUGACCUCUCUCCAUCUUGAUGAUUGUGGAUUGCUUGGUGAAUUCCCACCAGGCAUUUUCCAGCUACCAAAUCUGAAGUUUCUUUCUGUGCAGGGCAACGAGUAUCUCACAGGCCAUUUGCCCAACUUCGAACGGAACAGCACCCUUGAAGCUAUACAUCUCGGAGAGACGAGUUUCUCUGGCGAGUUACCAACUUCAAUUGGAAACCUCAAUUCCCUGAAUGAAUUGGAAAUCUGGAGCUGCAAUUUCUCUGGGCUUCUUCCAUUUUCACUUGGUAGCAUUAGCCAUCUUAAGGUUCUCGAUCUUACAAACAACAGUUUUAGAGGCCAGGUCCCUUCUUCAUUGGAAAACCUUUCCCAAUUGACUUACUUGUCACUUUGUCAAAACAAUUUCAGUGGCAGUAACUUUCCUAGGUUUGGUGAGUUGAACAAACUCAAGUAUUUGAUCAUUUGCAACUUCAAUUUAAAUAGUCAGAUUCCUUAUCUUGCCAACUUGACCCAGCUUGGUUUUUUACGCCUUUCAUCCAAUCAAUUAACUGGUCAAAUCCCAUCUUGGCUUAUGAACCUUACCCAAUUGAUCCAUCUAGACCUUUCAUUUAAUAAGCUGCAUGGUCCUAUUCCAAGCUCAGUCAUUCAACUCAAAAAUCUUGAAUUUCUUCACCUUUUCCGAAAUCAUUUGAGCGGAACAGUGGAGCUGGACAUGUUUGCUAAGCUUAUAAGAAAGUACAGAAACUUUGAAGGAGAAAUGGAGAAAUGA